CGACCACAAUUUCUUUAGAUAUUUUUCCUUUGAUAAAUCAUAAUUCAUAUAAUAAACAACUCAACAACCUUAUUCAAUUAAAGUCUCGCAGAAGCUACAUCCUCCUUCUCCGUGAAUUAAGCGAUUAUAUAAAAAAAAAAAAAAACAAGAAAAACAAUGUCUUCGAAACCUCACAACGCUCCAGAGAAGAAGCAUUCAACUAGCGAGCUUAUGGCGAGCGCAAAAGUGGUAGCAGAGGCAGCUCAUUCAGGUUUCGGGAAAGGAGCUGAUGGGAAGGCUGUAGACAAAGGGAAAGUCGCAGCUGCUGCAGCUGAUCUUCUAGAUGCAGUCGGUCAAUAUGCUAAAUUGGAUGAUCAGAAGGGGUUAGGACAGUAUGUUGAUAAGGCUGCUGAUUAUCUGCAUCACUAUCAUCCUACAUCCACCGCCGCCACCGCUGCCGCCGAUCAUCAUCCACCAACUUCCAAACCAGAUCAUCACAAAAGUGGUAAAUCUGAAGGUGGACAUGGGAUAGGUGAUUUUGCAAAAGCUGCUGGAGGCUUCUUUAAAUGAAAAUAAUUAUCAUUGAAUUAGCUUAAUUGUUUAAUUUGUAUGGAAAUUUUAUUUUACUUUAAUAAUGUUUGAACCAAGAUCUUGCUCUUGUUUGUUUA
Molecule: messenger RNA, 647 nt
Organism: Trifolium pratense (red clover)
Lineage: Eukaryota; Viridiplantae; Streptophyta; Magnoliopsida; Fabales; Fabaceae
Product: nodulin-related protein 1-like
Exons: 1
Coding region: 157-549 (130 amino acids)
Biological process (GO): regulation of abscisic acid biosynthetic process; response to heat
Source: RefSeq, a predicted model, not a curated record